UGAAGCUCUUGGCAGUCACGAGCUUCCAUAACAACACUGCCCCAUGACAGCCAAUGACAGUGACAGUGACAUCCUGUGACGGACCGUCACUCAGUGACAGUGCUGAGUGACGUCCGACCUUGCUCCGGACCGGCUGGGUCGGUCGGUCGGUCCGGGCCGCUCGGGGCCGGUCGGACGGCCGUGCCGGCGGCGGGCCGGCUGUGACGUAGUGGCCGCGCGCUACGGCCCGGCCGGGGGCCGGAAAGCGUCCCGAUAGCACGGACCGCGGCGGCGGCGGCGGCGGCAGUGGCGGCAGUGGCAGUGUCGGCGAGUGGCGGCGGCGCGGCGGGCCGCUGUCAGCUGGACGCUCAGUGGAGUGACUGACGCGCAGGACCUGUGAGCGCUGGAGCUGUCAGCAUGAUACCGUGACAGCUCACUGAGGUGCCCCUCCAGCCGAUCAGCAGCAGGAGAAACGGACGGCGAUGACUGACAGGUGAGAGCGGCUGUGUUUUCGACGUGUCGCUCUGAUUUCACUCGCAUUAAUAUGCAUUUCAUCGCAUUCGGCGCUAAAGACGCCAUCGAGGAUGGUGCCUAACAAAUGCCUAGCGAAGAGGUGCCUAACAAAUACUGGUCCAUUUAUUCGAUGGAACAUCGUGACCCCUUGAACGGUAAAUGGAGAUGAUUACAUUUUGUGAAAUCGCCGUACCCAUGGUCAAGUGCAUCUAGGCUCCCACAUGUUACCAACUAAAUGCAUGUUCUAUGGCCGGGUUUUGCGCACUAGUAGCUCUGCCCUCUAACUAAAACAGGAUCAGUGAUCCUCACAGCUGCACCAGCUGCACCGGAGACACAUUCCGUCAGCUAAUGUAUGCAGUACCUACGACUGGUUUCAUCGCCACCUUUAUCGCAUCCGGUCCCGGCUGCCAGACUCGCCCUGACCUGUCAGUGAGGCCUCGAACAACCAAUGGCAGCCCUCGUGUCAUUGCACCAGUUCCUUUACCCCCUGCCAGUUUCCUCCAGCAUCAACUCUCUCUCUCUCUCUCUCUUUCUCUCUCUCUCUCUCUCCCUCUCUCUCUCUCUCUCUCUCUCUCUCUCUCUCUCUCUCUCUCCUCUCAUUCUUUCCCUUGCCCUAUAUCUCUCAUACCCCUAUCUCUUUUCUCGUACCCGCCCACCCUGCCCUCACUCUCUCCCUCCCAUCCCUCCUCCUCUCCCCCGCCCCCUUCCGGGCGCCCCGGAGGCGCGGCAGACGGCUCCGUUUAUGCGGUUGCGCGCCGCACACCUCAUUAGGCCCAUUGGGCGCAUUAUUUCGCCUCUGGCUCCGCCACUCUGCAGCCUGUUGGAGACGGCGGCUCCUCACCAGCGUGCACGACUUGCACUGCACUGAGCCAGCUCUGCUCCAGCUCUGCACAAGGCUCAGCCCUAGCUGAAACUCUACUAUAGCUCUCACUCUGUUUCAGCUCCCAUUCAUACUCCAGUCCUGGUCCUAGUUCUGGCUCAGUCCUAGCUCCAGUCCUAGUCCCACCCCAGCCCCAACCCAAGUCCCAGUCCCAGUUAUAGCUCCAGUCCAAGCUCCAGCGCACGCCGCGCUGGCUGGUGGAAAGCCGUUCAGUCGGGCGGUGAGCUGACAGUGGUCCGGGGGCGCGCUGGCGUCACUCGGCUGGCGUUUCCGGGGCCGGUCCGACCGAGUCAUCGUCGCCGUCUGCGUCAGUGACGUCAGUGACGUCGGUGACGUCGGCUCGGUGGCGACGGCGGCGCUAUCGGCGGCGUCACAGGGCGCCGUGAGCUCGAUAAGCGGCUCGACUCCGUCCGUCCGUCCGCCCGGCUGAGCUUGGCGGUACGAUAACCGACACCGCCGCGCUGCGCGGCUGGCCGGUCCCGGGCCCGCUGAGGUCACCGCCGGCGGCCGCCGACACCCAGAGCCGGCCCAUGACCGAGCGAGAGCGCUACCUGGCCAAAAAGUACAUCAGCCUCAUCCUGGGACGCACUGAAAAGGACAUUUCUGAGACGUCGACCGUGUUUAACGGCAACCACGAGUCGGAGAUGGAGUCCUCUGACAUCACAGACGUCUCCUCAAUGACAUCGUCCCUGAGCCCCUCCUCGGCACUGCUGCCGGACACCCACCCGGGCGUGGUGCGCGGUCCGAACGAGCCGCGCGCCGCCCAGCCACCGUCACCGCCGCUCUUCUGCGCCGAGCUGGAGGAGAUCCGCGUCUCUCCGGCCGUCAGUCGCCGCGGGCCCCUGCAGGUCUACGAGGAGCACACGCAGACCUGGCUCAAACGCUGGCUGGUGGUGCGUAGGCCGUACGUCUUCGUCUACCGCGACGCCAAGGACUCGGUGGAGAGGAGCCUCAUCAACCUGGCCAGGUCGCAGAUCGAAUACAGCGACGAAGACCCGCACGACACCCCGCACUCCUUCAGAGUGGUGACGCAGCACCGGACGUACCUGCUCCGGUCGGUGGCCAAGGAGCCCGCCAGUGACCUCUACGAGUGGCUCUAUGCCAUGAACCCCCUGCUGGCUGGACAGAUCAGAUCGACGCAGAGUCGGCGCCGGCACAUCUCUGGAGGCCGCAGUUUGUCCGUUUGCCACUGAGUCGUCUGGCUGACCAGGGACGGACCAGACGGACCGGGACGGACCACCGGUCUGGGGGGUGCCGCCUCAGCCGCGCGACAUGACGUCCUCGCGGCUGACAGUGACACACCGCCGGCAGUGAACAGCCUAGCCCCGAACCAGGACGCCUUCCCGUGACCCCGGCAGGUCGAAAUGCCAGCGUUCACAGUGGAGGGAGCGCAGCCAAAGCGUGUCCAACCGAGAUCCGACCUGCCCACCGCGCGCCUCCUAGUGUUUUGUGCUUUUCUCCGCGCUCGCCGCUCGAUAGUAGCUGUUGGAUGCCAUUAACCCGAGUGAGUGCGUCAUGGACGUCCCCAAAGACAGAGUUAAGAGAGGAUUAGUAUUAGAGUCAUUGUCCCUGUCCAAUCAGCACAGCUCUGCGGCAACUGUAGAUGUGAGAUGCCAAGGUUCACCCUUCAGCCCCGGCGAAACCCGGCAGGAUGGCGGUCUGCUGGGUGGUCGGUCGCGUGUGUGAGGCUUAUCCGCUUUUGACGGUGUUCUCCGAUUUUGCCUUACGCUUUGUGUCACGCAGGCUGAUUGAUGCUGGUCUCGGGCGCGUUGGGGCGGUGUGGCAGACUGGCGUAGUGGGUGAACAAUCCUCGCGGUGGAUGUUGAUACUUGUGCAGCUACUGAGUCGCCACGGCUCGACAGAGGCGACUUCUCAGUGAUUCUGGCAAUCAGUAUACCGCCUUCGCUGUCUCUGUAUGUUCGGCGCAGUGAGCCCCUCGGGGCUGUUCCUGGAUAGGGUGCAUGUACCGCGUGGCGACCACUGCAUGUGCACCUCACUGGUGAUGCGGUAUGCGUGUGCUGAUCUCAAGGCGCGACGGGGGGAGAAUGUUGGCACGAUGCAAGUACCAUGGUUGUGAUCGCGGGGCGUGAUACGACGGCCGUUUUCGGCGCGUCGAGCGGUGAUAACGAGACAUAUGCUUGGGCACAGCACAAAUGUAGGUAGCGACACUAACGUCGGGUGCAAGUGGAGGUGAGAUUAUCCACAUCUGUCCCAAAGGGGUGUAACGAAUUCUAGUCAUUAAGCAGGCGUUCUAGUCAUUGAAAAUGAACGGUUGUUCAUUAUUAUAUUCAAACGAAUUAUCUUCGAGUCACUUGCUGUGAAUAGGCGAUCCGAGUCAAUUCUUACCUAAAUGCGUGAAGCCUGACCCUAUGCGGAAGUAAUUCACAAAAUGACAACAUUCCUCAGCAGUCUGAUAUCUCCCUGGUUCGGAAACGGAAACAGAAGGAUCUGCGACCUCUAUUGAAUCGGUCUACCCACACGACCUCUAUCUACCCAUACGGCCAACAGUUUGGCUUGGACCUGUGCCACUACUGAUGGCGCCAGCCUCGACAGCUCCAGUCCAGGUCAAUUGCAUGUGCUUCAUCUGUUCUGAAAAGCCGAGCAUCAAACGAGGUGCCAAAUUGGAGCUCCGAGGCGCCGUGGGCGGUUGGCCGCUGGCAUACAGUGAUCUGAAUACAGAGCGGAGUGAGAGAACUUUGUUCGGAUGUGUGUAGUGACCAGUGGUGUUGGGGGGACUACACACAGUAGUUACAUCUUUCACUGUCCUAGCCGUCAUUCCAAGUAACCAUUAUAACAGCACUGAAAAUGAUCAUUCCAAGGGCAUCGAUCCAGUGGCGUACUUAAGCAUGUCAAAGUUCAUGGCCUCGAUGAAAAAUAUAUUAAUUCGCUUUGAAUUUUUGCCUGAAGUCCCGUUUAUGUCGCUUAGUGUACGUGAAUUGUGUACGUAUAACAUGACUUUUGACUAUGUUCCGAGGUGCUUUGUAAAUGAUUGUCUUUACUACCUACUCAUCGAACGAUCUGCCGGCAAUAGAUACACAAACACAAAUGUAUUAGUUAAAUGUGCCCUAUUUUAAAAUCAUUCGUCAUACCUACUAACUAUCUGCAAUCCGCAUUCAAAUCUAAUCAUUUUCAUGAACGUUUCAGCGGAUCAAGAUGUUAGGUUGAGCUGUUCUUACAUGCGAAUUCCCCCACGCCAUGAUGCUGUCUCAUUCUGCCAGUAUUUCUCGAUGGCGACUUGAAAAGCGACCUCUGACGACCAGGGCCCUGUUUCAAGGCUUGACGCUACCUAACGUUAGCGGCAUCGUGGUAUUGGGUUUCCAUGGAAACCCAUACCACGAUACCGGUAGCAACAGUUAGUGUCAAGUCGUGAAGCAGGGCCCAGAACGUUCUCUCUGUCAGUGUUCACAUAUGCCGUUUGUCGUCGGUGUUCUGUCUUCGGCGGCAAAGAGACCUGAAUAUUGUCCAUGUAUCCCGGCCCGUGUGGAAUAUAAACGGCUUGGCUAUGCCGCAAAUAUAUUCGUGGAAUUAGC
This is a messenger RNA of Amphibalanus amphitrite, 4902 nucleotides long. Its product is annotated as kinesin-like protein unc-104. The coding region runs from base 1903 to 2565 and encodes 220 amino acids. Lineage: Eukaryota; Metazoa; Arthropoda; Thecostraca; Balanomorpha; Balanidae. The transcript has 6 exons. The record is from RefSeq and is a predicted model, not a curated record.